Messenger RNA from Metarhizium robertsii ARSEF 23, 927 nucleotides. RefSeq names its product regucalcin. NCBI's taxonomy places the organism in Eukaryota, Fungi, Ascomycota, Sordariomycetes, Hypocreales, Clavicipitaceae. The record is from RefSeq and is a predicted model, not a curated record. The transcript has 2 exons. Bases 1 to 927 code for a protein of 308 amino acids. Gene Ontology annotation, biological process: L-ascorbic acid biosynthetic process. Gene Ontology annotation, molecular function: calcium ion binding; gluconolactonase activity.
AUGCAGCAUUGGACAGUAGCCACUCCCUGGCUUGACCUCCACUGCUCCUUGGCGGAGGGACCAUUUUAUGAGAAAGGAACCGACUCUCUACGAUUUGUUGACAUCAAGAAGAAGCGUGUGCACACAGUGUCCCUCAGCAGGGGCUUGUCCUCAUUACACACCAUCCAACUUGAUAUUUGUCCGACGGUAACUGCUGAUAUCGAGGGAAUCGACCCGAGAGAACGCAUCCUCCUUGGCGUCAAAUAUGGCUUGGCAGGUCUUGACCGGGAGACGGGAGCAUACGAAAUGCUAGCACGGUUCAACGACCCGGACAACGAACGCUUGCGCAGCAACGACGGAGCAGCCGAUCCCCACGGAUUAUUUUGGGUUGGCAGCAUGACGGACUUUGGGCAGGGAGAGUUCCGGCCAGAAGGUGAGCUCGUUGACUGCCGCUCCCGUGGCUGCCAAAACCAGAACUGGCCGCUCAAAGACGGGAAAGAGGAAAUGGUCAAGGGUCUGACGAUCCCCAACUCAAUAGGCUGGUCUCCUGACAAUAAGACCAUGUACUACACUCAUUCCAAGGCUCGUCAAAUUUUUGUCCUCGACUACGACACCGUCUCGGGUGCAGUUUCCGACCACCGACUGUUCUACAAGCACCCCACAUCCGGAGAGCCGGAUGGGUUUCGCAUCGAUGUGGAUGGCAACUUGUGGACCGCUGUGUACGGCGAGAGCAAAGUGCUCAAGAUCAAUCCUGAGGGCAAAGUAAUAGGGCAGGUUACUCUGCCGACGCGCAACAUUACCUGUGUGCAGUUUGUCGGUACCGAACUGAUUAUUACAUCCGCGGCAGAUGAAGACGGUGAAGACAAGACCAGCCGCGACUAUGGCGGUGCAUUAUUUCGAGUGGACGUAGGGACAACCGGGCUGGAGCUGUUUAAGUUUAGGAUGUAA